This is a messenger RNA of Gadus morhua (Atlantic cod), 4159 nucleotides long. It is a transcript of the gene ube4b, whose product is annotated as ubiquitination factor E4B, UFD2 homolog (S. cerevisiae). Gene Ontology annotation, biological process: ERAD pathway; protein polyubiquitination; ubiquitin-dependent protein catabolic process. The transcript is spliced from 27 exons. Gene Ontology annotation, molecular function: ubiquitin-ubiquitin ligase activity. The coding region runs from base 311 to 3859 and encodes 1182 amino acids. Gene Ontology annotation, cellular component: cytoplasm; ubiquitin ligase complex; nucleus. The record is from RefSeq and is a predicted model, not a curated record. NCBI's taxonomy places the organism in Eukaryota, Metazoa, Chordata, Actinopteri, Gadiformes, Gadidae.
UCACGUGACACACCAAACCAAAAUGGCCGCUCCUGUAUUUUGACGUAUAACAGCUAGCUAGUAGCCACUUUUCUAUUUGUUUCAUUCUUAGCGGAAUACCCUUGAACAAAAUAUAUUUUGGGUAAACCGCCUCUACCCAUCUACAUAGCCUCGGUUUUAUAACUUUUACCUUAAAGACAAUCCAGACUGACACUUCUUUGUUUAACGAGUGACUAUGCUGUGGUUGUAGAAGCGGCUAGCUUCUAGCUGGCUCUGGCUGGCACAUAUAGACGGGUCAGAGAAUAUAAAGAACACGCUUCACAAAGGAACCAUGGAGGAGCUCAGUGCCGAUGAGAUCCGCAGAAGGCGCCUGGCCAGACUGGCAGGAGGGCCGACCUCUCAGCCUAGCACCCCUCUCAGCACACCCCUGACCUCCCCACAAAGAGAGACCCCGCCGGGGCCCCUACCUGGACCCUCAGGAGCCACAUCCCAGCCCCUGCCCCCGGCCGCCUCUCAGGCCCUGGGGCUCAAUGUCCACAGUGGGACCCCGGCCACAUCCCCCAUGGGGGCCUCUGGGGUUGUCUAUGGGAGUCAGAGCAGUGAAGGAGUGAGUUCUCUCUCCAGCUCCCCCUCCAACAGCCUGGAGACUCAGUCCCAAAGCCUGUCCCGUUCCCAGAGCAUGGACAUCGACACCGCCUCCUGUGAAAAGAGCAUGUCCCAGGUGGAUGUGGACUCGGGCAUCGAGAACAUGGAGGUGGACGAGAGCGACCGCAGGGAGAAGAGGACCCUGGCUGAGAAGGAGUCCUCGGCCAACUCAGAUGUCUCUGAAGAGCAGGCUCUGCAGCUCAUCUGUAGGAUCCUCCGCGUGUCCUGGAAGGAGCCGGACCGCGACGUCAUCUAUCUCCCCUCGCUGGCCGCCGAGUUCCACCAGAGCCCUAAAGACGUGUACUCUGACUUCAAAGACCUGAUUGGCCAGAUCCUGAUGGAGGCGCUCCUGAUGUCCAGCCAGUCCCGCGUCCACAACCCCUUCUCCAGCCUGACGGCCACCUCCCAGCCCAUCGCCGCCGCCAAAUCCCCCGACCGCCGGCUGACCCUGGUGCCCCCCCCCAGCCAGGGCAGCAGUCCCAUGGCCCCCUGCGCGGGCUCCUUCGGCGCCAGCUCUCUGUCCAGUGCGGGGGCGUCAGGAGGGGGCGGCGAGGCUGCCAGCGACCGCUUCACCAUCGAAGUGUGCAAGGAGACGGAGAUGCUGAACUACCUCAUCGAGCGCUUUGACAAUGUGGGCAUAGAAGAGAAGAAGGCGCCCAAGAUAUGCAGCCAUCCCAGCGUCAGCCAGCUGAUGAGCAACAUACGCUCACAAUGUAUUUCUCACGCCACCCUGGUACUGCAAGGCUCCCUGACCCAGCCCAGGAGUCCCCUGCAGGAGUCCCUUCUGGUCCCCUACAUGCUGUGCCGGAACCUUCCGUACGGGUUCCUCCAGGAGCUGGUGCGCAUGACCCACCAGGAGGAGGGCGUCUUCAGACAGAUAUUUAUCCCCAUCCUACAUGGGCUGGCCCUGGCAGUCAAAGAGUGCUCUUUUGACAGCGACAACUUCAAGUUCCCCCUCAUGGCGUUAGCUGAGCUCUGUGAAAUCAAGUUUGGAAAGACUCAUCCUGUGUGCAAUUUGAUGACGUCUCUGCCCUUGUGGUGCCCCACCCCCCUGAGCCCGGGCUGUGGCAGGGAGCUCCAGAGACUGUCCUACAUCGGGACCUUCUUCAGCCUGUCGGUCUUCGCCGAGGACGACUCCAAAGUGGGGGACAAGUACUUCUCUGGGCCGGCCAUCACCAUGGAGAACACCCGGGUGGUCAGCCAGUCCCUCCAGCACUACCUGGAGUCGGCCCGGGGCGACCUGUUCAAGAUCCUCCACAACAUCCUGUUGAACGGAGAGACCCGGGAGUCGGCCCUCAACUACAUGGCAGCUCUGGUCAAAUCGAAUGUGAAGAAGGCUCAGAUGCAGACGGACGACAAGCUGGUGUCCACGGACGGCCUGAUGCUGAACUUCCUGUGGGUGGUGCAGCAGCUGAGCAUGAAGAUCAAGCUGGAGACGGUGGACCCCUUCUACAUCUUCCACCCGCGCUGCCGGCUGGUGGUCUGCCCCGAGGAGACGCGCCUCAAGGCCACCAUGGAGGAGCUCAAGAGCUGGCUGGCCGGCCUGAAAGACGACCCCUCUGCGUUCUCUGAGCCCAAGUUCCCCACGGAGUGCUUCUUCCUGACGCUGCACACCCACCACCUCUCCAUCCUGCCCGCCUGCCGCCGCUACAUCCGACGCCUCAGGGCCAUCCGGGAGCUCAACAGGACGGUGGAGGAGCUGAAGAACAGCGAGAGCCAAUGGAAGGACUCUCCUCUGGCCAGUAGACACAGAGAGAUGCUGAAGAGGUGCAAAACACAGCUCAAGAAACUGGUGCGGGCCAAGGCCUGUGCGGACGCCGGCCUCCUGGACGAGAACCUGCUGCGUCGAUGCCUCCAGUUCUACAGCACCGUCAUCCAGCUCAUCCUGCGCAUGGUGGACCCUGCUUACCCCCACAUGAGCCUGCCGCUGAACCCAGACAUCCCCAAGAGCUUCGCCGCGCUGCCGGAGUUCUACAUCGAAGACGUGGCCGAGUUCCUGCUCUUCGUCGUGCAGUAUUCUCCCCAGGUGCUGUACGAGCCCUGUGUGCAGGACGUGGUCACCUUCCUGGUGGUGUUCAUCUGCAGCCAGAACUACAUCAGGAACCCCUACCUGAUCGCCAAGCUGGUGGAGGUGCUGUUCGUCACCAACCCGGCUGUUCAGCCGCGCACGCAGCGCUUCUUCGAGAUGAUGGAGAGCCACCCGCUGGCCGUCAAGCAGCUGGUGCCCGCCCUCAUGAAGUUCUACACCGAUGUGGAGCACACGGGCGCCACCAGCGAGUUCUACGACAAGUUCACCAUCCGCUAUCACAUCAGCACCAUCUUCAAGAGCCUGUGGCAGAACGCCGGCCACCACGGGACCUUCCUGGAGGAGUUCAACUCCGGGAAGCAGUUUGUGCGCUACAUCAACAUGCUGAUCAACGACACCACCUUCCUGCUGGACGAGAGCCUGGAGUCCCUGAAGCGCAUCCACGAGGUGCAGGAGGAGAUGAAGAACAAGGAGCAGUGGGACCAGCUGCCCCGGGAGCAGCAGCAGACCCGGCAGUCCCAGCUGACGCAGGACGAGAGGGUCUCUCGCUCCUACCUGGCCCUGGCCACCGAGACCGUGGACAUGUUCCACAUCCUCACCAAGCAGGUCCAGAAGCCCUUCCUCAGGCCUGAGCUGGGCCCCCGUCUCGCCGCCAUGCUCAACUUCAACCUGCAGCAGCUCUGCGGGCCCAAGUGCCGCGACCUGAAGGUGGAGAACCCCGAGAAGUACGGCUUCGAGCCCAAGAAGCUGCUCGACCAGCUCACCGACAUCUACCUGCAGCUCGACUGCGCUCGCUUCGCCAAGGCCAUCGCUGACGACCAGCGCUCGUACAGCCGCGAGCUCUUCGAGGAGGUCAUCUCCAAGAUGAAGAAGGCGGGCAUCAAGUCCACCAUCGCCAUCGAGAAGUUCAAGCUGCUGUCGGAGAAGGUGGAGGAGAUCGUGGCCAAGAACUCCCAGUCGGAGAUGGACUACAGCGACGCUCCGGACGAGUUCAAAGACCCUCUGAUGGACACCUUGAUGAGCGACCCGGUGAUCCUGCCCUCUGGGAACGUCAUGGACCGCUCCGUCAUCCUGCGCCACCUCCUCAACUCGCCCACCGACCCCUUCAACCGCCAGCCGCUCACCGAGAGCAUGCUGGAGUCAGUCCCGGAGCUGAAGGAGCGGAUCCAGGCCUGGAUGAGGGAGAAGCAGGGAGGCCGUCUGCUCUAAGAACCUCCUGCAACCAUUUCCCUGUCAAUCAGCCCCCCGCCUCCCCCCCCACACACACAGACACACACAAACGCUGCUCGCCCGGCGAACCACCGCCAAGGGGACGUCAUCCGACUGAAGUCAGAGUCACCACUGUAACCACAGCAACGACAACAAAACAUUCUGGACAUUAAAAAAAAGUUUUUUGAUUUUACCCGCAUUCUUUUUUUUUUUUCUUUAUCUUAUUUUUGUUGUCUCAGACCCUUGUUUGAUGGUCCUCAAAAAUAACAAAGCAUAAUAAAGUUACAACUUUUGAAAGGG